CAUGGUUGGAUUACUCCACGGCAGAUGGCGGCGCCCUACUUCCUGUUCCGGCACCGAACGAAGAUGGCGAGCUUUGUGGACUUCUUCCAUAAGGGAAAGUGUUCCACGCAGACGUUUCGUCCGAAGAAGAAGUUUGAGCCGGGGACAAUGCGCUACUCCCUCCACAAGCAGGCCCAGGCGUCCCUCAACUGCGGCCUCAAUCUCCGAGACACAGUGCGGCUGCCACCUGGCGAAGACAUAAAUGACUGGAUUGCUGUGCAUGUGGUAGACUUCUUCAACCGGAUUAACCUUAUCUACGGAACGAUAUCGGACUACUGCACAGAAGAGAGCUGCCCAACCAUGUCGGGAGGUCCAAAGUUCGAGUACCUUUGGGCGGACGGACACAAGUACAAGAAACCCACACCUCUACCAGCUCCUCAGUAUAUUUCUCACCUCAUGGAUUGGGUUGAAGCGCAGAUCAACAACGAGGAAAUAUUUCCUGUCACCGUAGACGUGAGGUUUCCAAGGAACUUUGUGCCAACCUGCAAGAAAAUCCUGGCCCGAUUAUUUAGGGUGUUCGUCCACGUAUAUAUUCACCACUUCGAGAAGCUUGUCGCCAUUGGCGCAGAAGCGCACGUCAACACGUGUUACAAGCAUUUUUACUACUUCAUCACGGAAUUCGACCUCGUCAGUCAGAAAGAGCUCGAACCCCUGACGGAAAUGACGAGGAAAGUAUGCAGAGACGCCACGGUGUUGACGAGUCGCCACAGGUGAAAACGCUCCCUCCGCCACCGUCCUGUACAUAGAAUGUUGAGCGAUGCACGCCCUGCUGCAGCAGAGGCCUCUGGACAACGACGAAAUAUAGGUCAUCUAGUCUUCAGAAACCACCAAACUUUUACCACGUGACUGGGAGAGGAGAAGAUUCCCGUACGGCUGGUGUUUUGUCGAACACAUUUUUGUAACUGGUUGUACAAAUGCAGAGUGGGCAUGAUUGGAAACCUGAACAUGAGCGGUGCUUUUUGGAUGUUCUGCCAUAGCUCGUCGUUUGCAUGAGCCUUCGGUACAUUUUAUCGUGGGUUGUUAACGCUUCACUUCAUUUUCAAAGCAAAGCGUGCAUGCCAAAAUGAAUUAGUUUAUCACUUCUCACUUUCUCUGUGCACACAGCUACGAGAAUCACAAAGAGGAUAGAAUGGCCUUUAAGUUGUUAAAAGAAGGCAACUAUUAUUGCUCUAUGCAUAUGAAUAGUUCUGGACUAGCAUCUUUUCCUUUCAUUUCCCUUAGAAUCUUGUCUGUACACUUCGUUAGAUUGUUAGCGGUACACUUCAGAAAAUCUAUGCGUUGGUGUAAAGUCCGAGCUUUGCUCAGAAAUCAUCAUGGAGUAAUUUAUUUUGGAUGUAGUAUGAACUUCUUAUCUGUUAUCGUGAUUGUUGAUACAUAGAUUGCAUGAUUUUUGUUCAUCAAUGUUAGCACUAUUUUGCAUGAUUCACCUUACUGUCUUUCUAUGCUGGAGACAAAUUGGUUCUCAUUGCUUUCAUUUUAGAAUUUAUAAGCUACUAACUAUAGCUGUCUUUUCAUUUCACUACAAUAUCAGCUGCAUUUUUAUGAGAAGCCAUUGCCAUAGCAAAUUUGAUACUUGCGGGGACAGUUCUUUUGAGUACAAACAUUGCAAUAUUAAAAUGCGACAUUAAGAAUUAGGAGAAUUCACGACUAGAAUCAUUUGUAUUUAAUCAUCAUUUUUAAAGGCAUUAAUAUACAGCUCUUUUUUUUUUUUUUCUGUCCAUGUGUUACUGCUUAAUAGCUUUGCAUGAGAGUAUGUGGUUUUACUUAAUGUACACCAUUCAUUUCAUUUGCCAGACAUACAAACUAAAUCCCUUUUUACAUAGCAUAUUCCUGUUCAAUAAUUGGUAAUUCAAAUUCUUAUCUGUCUAGGAUAAAGGAUACAACGUAACAGUAAUGAGCUGUGAUGUUAGAACUAAAGGUCAGAUUUUCUGUAAAUACAUUUAGAAUGAAAUCUCUGUUGUGACAUGCAUUUAUUGCUCUGCAGCAUGCUUUACAAAUGUUAUUCCCAGAGGUAUAAAAAAAAAGCAUAAUUCUGUGUACAGAGGUCUGUGUUGCUCUAUAAACAGAGGCUGCUAGAAAGAAAUAUGAAAUAAAGCGCUUCUGGUCAGAA
This is a messenger RNA of Ornithodoros turicata, 2149 nucleotides long. RefSeq names its product MOB kinase activator-like 3 (gene Mob3). Bases 25 to 753 code for a protein of 242 amino acids. The transcript is spliced from 7 exons. Lineage: Eukaryota; Metazoa; Arthropoda; Arachnida; Ixodida; Argasidae. The record is from RefSeq and is a predicted model, not a curated record. Gene Ontology annotation, cellular component: cytoplasm.